AUGGAAGAAAUGAUCAAAUUGAAUGAAACCACAGGGAGCCAGGUGACUGAUUUCAUUUUGAUGGGCCUCACAAACCGUCCUGAGCUGCAGGGCCCCCUCUUUGUUAUGUUUUUCCUCAACUAUGUGGCCAUAGUUGUGGGGAACCUGGGACUGAUCAUCCUGACCAGUGUUGAUUCAUAUCUCAAAAACCCCAUGUACUUUUUCCUGAAACAUUUGGCAUUUGUUGACCUUGGCUAUUCCACAGCUAUUGGGCCAAAAAUGCUAGUUGGAUUCAUAGAGGAGAAAAAUAUCAUUUCCAAUAAUGGAUGUGCAAUACAGCUAAUUUUCUUUGAUAUAUUCAUUGCCAGUGAACUUUUUAUCCUUUCAGCCAUGGCCUAUGACCGCUAUGUGGCUAUCUGUAAGCCCCUCUACUACAUAGACAUCAUGUCAGACAUGGUAUGUUGGAUCUUGGUGGCUAUCUCAUAUCUCUACAGCAUUGUGGUAUCCCUUCUGAUCACAAUAAAGCUUUUUAAAUUAUCUUUCUGUAAAUCAAAUGUAAUAAGACACUUUUACUGUGAUAGUCUCCCCCUAUUGCCCAUUAUAUGCUCAGACACAAGUGAGAUUGAACUAAUCAUUAUGAUCUUUGCUGCAUUUAAUUUGGUUUCUUCCCUCCAGAUUAUCCUUAUUUCCUACAUGUUCAUUCUUGUGACCAUACUUAGGAUGAACUCUUCUGAGGGCAGGCACAAAGCCUUCUCCAUGUGUGGCUCUCACCUCACAGGGGUGGUUAUAUUCUAUGGGACACUUCUCUUUAUAUACCUGCAGCCCCAGUCUAGUCACUUCUUUGACACAGACAAGAUGGCCUCUGUGUUUUACACUCUGGUUAUUCCCAUGAUCAACCCUUUGAUCUACAGCUUGAGGAACAAAGAGGUGAAAGGUGCCUUGAGGAGACUCAUUAAAAAAAUCAUGUAA
Vombatus ursinus (common wombat) is the source of this 948-nucleotide messenger RNA. Its product is annotated as olfactory receptor 8K1-like. Gene Ontology annotation, biological process: sensory perception of smell; G protein-coupled receptor signaling pathway. The record is from RefSeq and is a predicted model, not a curated record. Lineage: Eukaryota; Metazoa; Chordata; Mammalia; Diprotodontia; Vombatidae. Gene Ontology annotation, cellular component: membrane. The coding region runs from base 1 to 948 and encodes 315 amino acids. The transcript has a single exon. Gene Ontology annotation, molecular function: G protein-coupled receptor activity; olfactory receptor activity; odorant binding.